AGAAAUACUUUGGCAUUGUACAGUUGCAGAUUUUGUAGCAUGUAACUGCUCAUCAAGUUUAUAUAAGUUGUUUGAUCGAUCAUGAAGUAACCUGCAGUGUUUUUAAAGCGCUCUAUGGUAUCAGUCUUGUAAAAAUCAACUCUCGUUGAGUUUUUCUGGUGACUGGUUUUUGGGGAGUAAUUCGUUCUCCUUCCUGCCAAACAACAAAGCGGUUGUCCAGCCAUCUCAGUUUCCUCUGACACAGCUGUCUCUGUCACAGCUUUGAUAGCACAUUUCCUUCCUUAAUAAGCUGCCUGUGAAAAUGCUUUGUACUGCACAGGAGGCUCAUUAAAUAUGCAUUAGCUGUAUCCACAGAGGACUAACUGUUUUUGCUGCUUCCCUCACCUCUAGCCACUGAGAAAAGUACAGUUACUCUCCCAACAGGAGCCUGAGUCUGUCUUUAGAUUACAUAUAUUUACUUCAGAUAGCUGUAGCACCCAUACUUUAAUUUUGUUGUGUCAAGAUCAGGUGCACUGUAAUCUUGACAUGCUUUGAUAUGCAAAGUUCUUCAUCUUCCCUUCCUCUGCCUGCUGCGUCAUUGUGUUGUCAUUAUCAGUGCUGUUUUGUGCAGCAAUAUGUUCGUUUAUGCCGAUUAGCCUGUGAAAGUCCUUAUCUUAUAUUCCAGGUUUGAAACAGCGCUUCUAUCUGGUGAACAUGUUUCUGUGGUCGGAGCCUGAGGGAGUUUUGCUUCCAGGUUGUCCAUGAGCCAGGCCGCAGGGUGGUGUUGGUGUUAAUGGCUGCUGCUGACAAUGAAAUGUCUCAGACAUUUGGGGAAGAAAUGUAAUGUUGGAGUUCGCUGUUGUUGGGGGACAUGUGUUGCUGAUUAUAUUUUUGAUAGACAUGCUUCAAGGCAGCUUUUUUUAGUCUCUGCCAUGCUAACAGUUGUGCAUCCAACCUACCAGCAGGAACACCAGUAUUUAUUUAUUUACCAGGGACAAUGCGCAUUAAUCAAUAUUUCAGUUUAUAUUUCAAAAAAAUGUGCCACAGUUGGCAAGAGAGCUCAUUUUUGUCUGUAGUCCGCGAGCAGGUUAUUACAAAUGAAUGGCCUAAUAUUAUCAACACAAUGCUUCACCAAGCACUGUUUUACAGCACAAUGCAACACAUUACAAUGCAAUACAACAAACAUGCAUAAAUACAUUACAAGAGGGACACCAAAGUUGUUCAUCAUGAGCUGGAUGCCAUUGUUGUGGUUUGAGGUGUGGAGAAUCGAUGUGUCUGCCACUGAGGCUGAAUCUCCCUCUUUCAUUAAUCCGCUGUCUGCUCCCCCUAUUUCUGUCUGCCUAUCUGCCAGUCUCUCUCCUUCCACCUCAAUCACUGUCACUUCUGGUGACAGUCACACUCGCAUAGGAAAACUCUCCACCCACCCCACUUCAGUCCGUGAGUGGUCAGAGGAUGUGAGGUGUGCUUAACAGUUUACCGAGUUAUUUCUUCUGUAUUUUCUUGUAAAACUUGACCAGCUGGGCCGUGCUCUGCUCAGUCUGUCUCUGUCCCCUCGCCGAUUUGCCUCGCCCUCCCACAGGAUGUGUUCUAUUUUUAAGCAGCCUACUUCUUUUAAUAAAUUCUCUCUUAGGUUUCUGACACAUUUGCCAGUGUUGAUUUAAAUGGCUCUGAAACCCAGGGGUUAGCAAAUGCUUGAACACUUGAAAGCUCUGCAAAAGAUGAUGUAUCUGGAGUGUCAUUAGAGUCAAUAUUGGAACAUCUAGUCGCUGUUGUGUUCUUGCGGUCCUGUUGUGUUAUGGUAAUUGAAUGUAAUUAUAGUGAACUGAAGGCCUUUUGCCUCAUAUUCAACCUGUAUAUAGACUACAAAGACAUGAAUUUAUUAGACUGAUGCAUUCUCAACCCAUGAGCAGUGCAGUGUUUUCUUUUUUUUGUCAUUAAUAUUUGAAUACCAGAAUGUUUCUGUCUUACAAAUGUUUUACGAGUCAGUCAAGUUGUUUUGGGCUGGAAAUGUCUGGAGACAUUUUGAUAGAUGUCGCACAGACGUGACAAAGUUUCUGUACACACACACACCCACACACAGACUCACACAGCCAUUGUGCUGACCUGCCUAUGAAAUUCCGCUGAGGCUCUCCUCUCCACUUCUCUCAUCUCUCCCUCCUCACUUACUCCUUUGUUCAUCUCAUUAUUUCCUUCCUCCUCCACUGAGGGAAGAGAAAAUGUGUCACUCACUACCUCUUACUGCCAAAUGAAGGACGACUCAGUGACGAGGAUUAUCCUUUUAACUGUGACCGAGCAGACUUCCCUGCGGUGACCUGACUUGACCCUGGCUUCUUUGGAGGAAAAAGGGGACAAAAGAUGGGCACAAAGAAAGAGUGCAGCCCCAAACAGCUGAUGAUGCUACCUGAGGAUGUUUUGGAGGUGUGGAGGGAUGUGAGCCACAUCCACUCUCACAGUUUGCUCACUCCCUCGUUCUCGUUCUGUCUCUUUCUUCCUCUGGCUGCUUUUCGAGCCUGCAGCAAACGCUUUUGAGAUCCAGGACACCUUCCUUUUAUCAUCUUUCUCUUCUUUCCCCUUUGUCCGGGAGAGUUUGUUCGUUCAGACUAGAUGGGGACUCACUGAGAUAGAUGAGAAGCAUUUGCAUUGCUUAACUGAGCACAGGCGCUUCCUCAAAGCCCCGAAGAGCCAUGGGAAGGGAUAGAAGCCUUUCCAGACACUUUCGGAUCUUCAUUCCCAAGAAGCACCGGGAGCGUUUUGAUGAGGUGGUGUCCCAGAGCCUGAUGAGCCGGAUCAAAGGGCGGAGCUUCAGUGACCCUAGCCGCAACCACCUUCGCCGCAGUCGGAGUGAGGAUCACUCCGAACGCCUUUUGGUGUCCACCCGCGCCAGUUCAGUGCCACGCACCCACGCAGAGGAAGGUGUGGUCCCCCCCGCCCGCGGCAUGCGCAAGACCACCUCACUCAUAGCUGGUCACUCCAGUGGCACCACCACCAACUGCAGGACAGUGAGAGUGUGUAAGGGUAACGCCAGUUUUGGCUUCACUCUAAGAGGCCAUGCUCCAGUGUGGAUUGACUCUGUCAUCCCUGGAAGCCCAGCAGACAAGGCAGGUCUUAAACCAGGAGACCGCAUCCUGUUUCUCAAUGGACUGGACAUGAGGACGUCCUCCCAUGAGAAGGUGGUGUCGAUGCUCCAGGGCAGUGGUGCCAUGCCCACUCUGGUAGUGGAGGAUGGUCCGCCUACUUUCACCCUGGCAGAGCAGGACCUGGCGGGGGGCGGCGUUCCCACAGAGCGUGCCCGCUCCCCUGUGUUCAGCUCCCUGCAGUGGGUGGCAGAGAUUCUUCCGCCCAGCAUCCGGGUUCAGGGCCGCACCUUCGGACAGCAGCUGGAACACCUGCUGACCAUCCAGGAAAGGUACACCAUCUGCAAGGCUCUGGAGAACUUCUUCCAGCACAGGAAUGUUGACACUCUGAUCGUGGAUGUGUUCCCGGUGCUGGAUACUCCAGCCAAACAGGUGAUCUGGCAGUUUGUUUACCAGCUGCUGACGUAUGAGGAGCAGGAGCACUGCCAGAGCAAGAUCUCACGCUUUCUUGGAUACAAAGCGCCAGUUCCACCACCACCACCACCUCCUCCCCCUCCUCCGGAGCCCGAGGUUGUCUCCGAGCCCCAUCGACGUAGCAGCUCCAUGAGGGUGACAGGGACCACGUACAGGAGCAGUGUGAGGGGACGUAGCUCUGAUGACCUGGUCAUUGGCACACACUUGGGCAUGGGCCUCCGUGUAGAGACAGUGCUGGAGACGGGUAUGAGGUUGGCUCCAGGAGAGAGACAGUCAGGAGAUGGUACUUCCCUUCCUGAGACUCCCAACAACCUCACCAAUCUGUCAGCAGUGUACGCUGAACUGGAGAACAUGUAUUCAUCCAAGAGGUCCAAGUCUCUGAAGAGUCGUCCUCCUCCCACUCCCGAGAGUUUGCUGGAUCUGGAGCCUCCCUCGCGCACAGCCUCCCCUACAAUACAUGCUAACACAGGUAGCCGAAAAGGCCCCCCACCCCCUACAUGCUGGCCAGAGCCCCUCCCCAGCCCUCCCCAAUCCCAGUUCUAUUCAUCAGGGCUGACAAGCCAGACCAGUGGGGAGUCCAACCCCUACAUCAGCCUGGACAGUCCCCCUCCAUCAUCCCCAGAGCCCCCUGACUACCUGUCUACUCCCCCCGGCGUCCGCAGCAACAAGCGGCGUUACACCUUCUCUAAACCACCUCGCUCAGAAGACACAGAUCGCUUUCUGGAUGCACUGAGCGAGCAGCUGGGACAGAGGGUGGCCAUCAUUGAUGACUUUCUGACACCGGAGAACGACUAUGAGGAGGAUGUUGUGCAGAUGGGCUUCCCAGAUGAGGAUGAUGACGACAAUAAUGAAGAGGAGUUGGCGGUGGACGAAGAUGAAAAUGGAGGAUUUGUGGCGCCAGAGCUCAGCAGUCCGAGUGAUGUUCAAAGCAGCAGUGGAGAAGAGAAUGCCUCCUCCCUAACCUACUCUUCCUCCUCCGACCACAUCCCUCCACCCCCGAUGACCCCUCCGCCACCCCCGCCUGUUCAGUUCAAUGACCCGCCUCCUCCACCUCCAACACCUGCACAGACUCAGUCUCAGCACCAGCAACAGCAGCAGCAGCAGCUUAGCUACACCCCUGAACACUCCCCAAGAGCAUAUGUGCCCAUCCGCCGCAAAUCUGGCCCCCCUCCCCCACCUCCGCCCCGCAAUAAUCCACUACCUAAACGGCACUCCUUACAUAAAGUGCUGCCCCCAAGAGAGGACCUUCAGGUCCAUGCUACCAUACAAGAGCUAAAAGCCUUCCAAGAGCAACAAGUCUACCAGGAAAGACAAGCCUAUGUGGAGCAACAACAAGCAUAUAAGGAGAGGCAGGCGUAUGAGGAGCAGAAAGCCUAUGAAGAACAACAACAACUGUUCCAAGAGCAGCAGGCUUACCAGGAACAACAGGCCUUUCAGGAGAAAAUGUUCAAGGAGAGACAGGCUUACGAAGAGCAGAAGGCGUAUGAGGAGCAAAAAGCUUUUGAAGAGCAACAAAUGUACGAGGAGCAACAAGUCUACCAAGGAAGACAAGCAUAUGAACAGCGCCAAGCUUACCAAGAACAAAAAGAGUUCGAACAGCGUCAAGCCUACAAGGAGCAAAAAGCACUUGAGGAGCUCGAAGCUUACCAGGAGCAAAAAGCUUAUGAAGAGCUUAAAGCAUAUGAGGAGCGUCAGGCCUACGAGGAGCAACAAGCAUUUCAAGAGCAACAGAUUUACCAGAGUCACCAUUCGAUGCCUAACCAGCCAACCCAGCAGAAAGCCCACUCACCGCUGCCUCCCCAACAACUCCACCAGUCCUUACCCCCUCUCCCCUCUCCAGAUUCCUCCCAUCAGCACGCUAACCAUCCGCUGUAUAUGAUGCAUCAAGCACAGCAGCAACAGGCCCACCAGAGUCAUCACCACCGACGUCAGUCCCGUUCAGCCCCACCUCCACACCAGGCAUCGCCCCAACCAACAGCCCACCCAAGCCAACAAGGUCAAUAUGCUGAGGGCAUCUACCAAAGUCAUCAGGGCAGGAGACCCCAGGCCCACCAUUCCUCUGUGGAGAUGCUUCACCAGAUGCACCAAGCCCCAGCCCAUCACGCUUCUACCGAGAUGCUCCAUCAGUUGCAACAAUCCCAGGCCCACAAUUCAUCUGCUGAGAUGCUCCAGCAGAUGCAACAAGCCCAUGCCCACUUCUCGUCAUCGGAAAUGCUCCACCAAAUGCACAAAACCAAGGCCCAUCAUUCCUCAACAGAGGUUCUGAACCAAGGUCACCAGAUGCAGCAAAUGCAGCCCCACCACUCCUCGUCCGAAGUUCUCCAUCAAGCGCACCAGAUGCAUCAGGGACAACCACACCAUUCAUCCACUGAGCUGCUCCAUCAAAUGCACAAACCCCAAGCCCACCACUCCUCCACAGAGCUGCUCCAUCAAGCCCACCAGAUGCACCAAGCCAAGCCCCACCACUCCUCCACAGAGUUGCUCAAUCAAGCCCACCAGAUGCACCAAACCAAGCCCCACCACUCCUCCACAGAGCUUCUGCAUGAAGCCCAGCAGGAGCCUGCCUCCCUCCCUUUUCAGCUAAACCGGGACAGCCACUCCCAUCAGAGUCGGAAAAGCCUUAAAGGUCAUCAUCAGACCCAAGUGUCACCGCAAGGGAGACACCAAGAACAGCAGAUCCACCAAACCCAUCACCCCCAGCCCACCAAACCCUCUCCCCAAAGACCCCACUCUAUCCAGCAGACCCAUCACCACUCCAGCGCACCUCAGAUCCACCACAUCCACCAUAUGACCCCACAGCCACCUCCGCAAGACUACCAACACCAGAUUCAUGUAAUCCACCCUCCCCAGCAGCCCCACAGGCCUCAGCCUCUUCUUUCCACCUUUCAGCCGCUUCAGCCACACCAGCCCACCCUCUCCUCUUUCCAGCCUCUGCCCCAACACCACCAAGUCCAGCCCUCCACCCAAGCCACCCGCUCGCAGUCCCAGCCCUCACAUCACCUGCUGCAGCAGCAACACCAGCCCCAAUCCCAGUCCCACCAUAAGCAAUCCCAUGGCCAAAACCAGCCCCAGUCCCUCCCGCACUCGCUAUCUGACCCUUCAGAGCACCUGGAGCCCCCUCCGCCUCCACCGUUGCCCCCGCCCUGCUCCCCUCCACCGUUGCCCAGGCCUUCGCUCUCCAGAAUGGACUCCAACCACAUGAGUGUGAAGAGGUUACGCUGGGAGCAGGUGGAAAACUCAGAGGGGACUAUCUGGGGACAGUUAGGAGCAAAUUCUGACUAUGACAAACUGCAUGACAUGGUGAAGUAUCUGGAUCUGGAGCUGCACUUUGGGACACAGAAGAGCUCCUUGCCUGUUCCAGAGCCAUCGCUUACAGAAACGUUCAGAAAGAAAGAUGUGAUUGAAAUCCUGUCCCAUAAGAAGGCCUACAAUGCCUCCAUCUUGAUAGCCCACCUGAAGCUGUCUCCCGGUGAGCUGUGCCAGGUGCUGAUGAACAUGGUCACUGAUAGGCUGGAGCCGGCCCACAUCAAACAGCUGCUGCUGUAUGCCCCUGAUGCAGAAGAGGUCAAAAAGUAUGAAUGUUACAGAGAGGACGCCAGCAAACUCAGUGAGCCAGACCAGUUUGUGUUGCAGUUGUUAUCAGUACCAGAGUACAAGACCCGCCUGCAGUGCCUCCUCUUCAAGUGCUGUCUGCAGGAGAAGACGGAGGAGUUGAGGGGCGCGUACGACUGUCUCUAUAAGGCUUCGAUCGAGCUGAAGACGAGCAAGAAGCUCGCUAAGAUACUAGAGUUUGUGUUGGCGAUGGGGAACUACUUGAAUAACAGCCAGCCGAAAACCAACAAAACUACAGGCUUUAAGAUCAACUUCCUUACAGAGUUGAGCACAACUAAAACAGUGGAUGGGAAGUCAACGUUUUUACAUAUUCUGGUCAAGUCGUUAUGUCACCACUUCCCCGAUGUGUUAGAUUUUUCCAAAAAUUUGACUAUGGUUCCCCUUGCAGUCAAAGUAAACCUGAGGACUAUCACAUCGGAUCUGAAUGACCUUCAUACAACCAUCCAGGACAUUCGCUCAGCUUGUCAGAAGAUGCCUGCGACUGCUGAGGACCGCUUUGCUGUCGUCAUGAGUAACUUUCUGGAAAACAGUCAUCCAGCAAUCCAGUCUCUGGAGUCCCUGCAACAGAGAGCUAUGGAGGAAUUCAGCAAAACCGCUUCUUACUUUGGAGAAGACAGCAAAGCCACAAACACUGAGGCCUUCUUUGGUAUCUUUGCUGAGUUCAUGGACAAAUUUGAGAGAGCUCUCAGUGAUCAGCAAGCUGCAGAAAAUCAGAAGAGCCCCAGAAGUCCACGAAUGGCCUCCCCUCUGGCCUGGUAACACACACACACGCACACACGCACGCAUAUGGAGAUGAGUACAUAGUUCAUAAACACACACGACGCAGACACAUUCACACAUUCUGUUUUUACAUGCACAAGCACAUACACACUUCCUUAAUGCACAAUUUUGGGCCAAAAAUAGAUUUUAUGUAUCCAUGUGUUUUUGGUAAAGUUGACAUGAGGCAAGAAUAAAUGUAUUUUGCAUCAAAGAUGGCCAAAAUAGCUUUAUACCAGUGGUAUAGUUACAUACUGUAUAUCCUUCUAAAACUUUAAUGACUAAAACUGCUACAUAGAAAACAACCUUGUCAGGCCGUCGUCGUAUCUCUACUAUUUGAAAGACAGUUUCUCAGUAACAUCCUGUCGUUAAAUAUUUCUUUCUCUAAGCCUGAGUGUGUGUGUGCUAUUACAAUUCUACAGUGAAAUCUUUGUUAUAUAUCCACCAUUAAGACAUAGAUUUACAAAAAUACAUUUUAUCCUGAACUAGAUAUUUAUUAAAAUACAUUCACAUUCUCUUGGUGGUUUCGAAGAAAACCACAAAAGCAGUUUGUUUUUGUGUUCUGUAUUUUUUUUAAGCCACCCGGCACACUGAAUGUAACAUAAGUUCUCUACUGACUAAGUUUAGCGUAUUUUCUCAAGUAAAUUCUUUUGUCCGGAUGAUUUCAUUAACUGCUUUGUAUCUAUUCCUCACUGUUACCGGAUUUCCAUAUGAUUUCUUCUUUUCUUAUUCUAACUUAGUGUUAUUAACAUGUAUAUAUAUAUAUGAGACAACAUCAGUGGGAAGGUGGACCCUACCACUUGUUUUUAUACAUUUUAACUGCUCCAAGGGUCAACUUCAACUGGUCUGCAGUCUUUAACCUGCAAAGUAUAGGUAGUAGAGGUGGGAUUAUGUGGACCUAACAGCGGGCAGUGUGCAAUAUGUGAAUGUUUAACUGUGUUGGAUAAUAUACUACAUAUUAUUAUACUAUAUGAAACUUUAACAGAACUAUAUUGUGUUUGUAUUGUUCAGAAUGAGAGUGGAUAUAAAGGAAACGGAUGCAGAUGCUACAGUAUAUAUGAAGCACUUUGUUACUGUCACGUGUUACCCAAAUAUUUAUUUUAUUGAUCGUGUCAUAUGGAACAACCAUAAAGUCAUUAAGUAUAGUGUAGCCGAUGCAGCAUUUUACAUACAGUUAUUAAUACAGCUUAUGAGAUGUGCCAGUGCUCCGUGAAACAUACAUUUAGUCUCCAAGUGAUAUUUUAAAAUGGUAAGGCAAAUUAUUAUGAUAAUAAUGUGUGCAGCUAGUAAAAGCUUUGUUUUCUAAUCGUCCAAGUUGUUUUUUUUCUGCUUAAAUUACAGAAUGUAAACCUCUAAAGCAUUACCGUCCAUUUAAGGCCUAUAAAAGUGUUCUGUCUGUAUUUUGUAUUGUAUCCUAACGAUGCUGACAACUACAACGAAUGGAAUAAAAUCUACUUUUGCCUGGAUGUCUUAGUUUUUAAGAUUUUUGAUGUAAAAACUAUGGAAAUCGUAUAGAGAAAUAAUACUGUAUGCACAAGUGUAUUAUUGACCGGACAAUAAACAACAUUAAGAAU
This is a messenger RNA of Anarrhichthys ocellatus (wolf-eel), 9469 nucleotides long. RefSeq names its product glutamate receptor, ionotropic, delta 2 (Grid2) interacting protein, a (gene grid2ipa). Gene Ontology annotation, molecular function: protein binding. The record is from RefSeq and is a predicted model, not a curated record. Lineage: Eukaryota; Metazoa; Chordata; Actinopteri; Perciformes; Anarhichadidae. Bases 2664 to 7898 code for a protein of 1744 amino acids. Gene Ontology annotation, biological process: regulation of DNA-templated transcription. The transcript is spliced from 20 exons.